This is a messenger RNA of Rhodotorula graminis WP1, 1587 nucleotides long. RefSeq lists its product as uncharacterized. The transcript is spliced from 10 exons. Gene Ontology annotation, biological process: amino acid transport; transmembrane transport. Gene Ontology annotation, cellular component: membrane. Bases 1 to 1587 code for a protein of 528 amino acids. NCBI's taxonomy places the organism in Eukaryota, Fungi, Basidiomycota, Microbotryomycetes, Sporidiobolales, Sporidiobolaceae. Gene Ontology annotation, molecular function: transmembrane transporter activity. The record is from RefSeq and is a predicted model, not a curated record.
AUGGGUCAAUCCGACAAGAGCUCCUCGGACAAGGCCGACGUCGUCUCGGUCGCGCCCACCGUGCGCGACCGGGAAGAGGAACGUCUCGCAGCACUCGGCUACAAGCAGGAGUUCGCCCGCGAGUUUACCAACCUGUCGACGAUCUCGUUCGCCUUUUCGAUCAUGGGCGUCGCGUCGUCGGUUGCGACGACGCUCGACACGCCUCUUCUGCUCGGCGGUCCUGCGUCAGUCAUCUGGUGCUGGUUCAUCGGCUCCAUCUUCUGCUUCUGCCUCGGCCUGUCCAUCGCCGAGCUCGUCUCGGCCUACCCUACUUCUGGAGGACUGUACUCGGCGUCAGCCUACCUCGUCCCGCACCGGUUUCGCGCGGUCGUCGGCUGGGUCGUCGGCUGGCUCAACCUCCUCGGCCAAGUCGCAGGCGUCGCAAGUACCGAGUGGGGCCUGAGCGGCAUGAUCCUCGCCGCCGCGACCAUCUCGACCGACGGCAGCUACGUCGCAGGCGCCGGUCACCAGAUGGCGGUCUACUGCUUCCUGCUCGUCGUGCACGGCAUCAUGAACGCGAGUCGCCUUCUCACGUCGUCGUCCGCCUCGACUCGAGUCCUCUGCGUCGGGACCAAGGCCAUCUCGCUCAUUACCAAGUGCUUCGUCUUUAUCAACCUCGGCGCCGUCAUUGCCGUCGUCAUCGCGCUCGGCGUCACCUGCGACGACAAGCAUUCGGCGUCGUACGUCUUCACGAGCGUGCAGAACCAAAGCGGGUGGCAGUCGGACGGGUUCGCGGUCCUGCUCGGCCUCCUUUCCGUCCAGUGGACGAUGACUGACUACGACGCGACGGCGCACAUCAGCGAGGAGGUCAAGGAGGCGAGCAUCCGGGCGCCAGUCGCCAUCAUCGUCGCCGUACUCGGAACUGGCAUCGCCGGCCUUGUCUACAACAUCCUCUACGUCCUUUGCUCCGGCCCGAUGGACGAGCUCCCCGGCGUGUCAGGCUACUCGGCCGCCACUAUCAUCGUGCGGAGCGUCGGCAAGCCCGGCUUCUACGUCCUGUGGAGCCUCAUCUGCUUUACCGCGUUUGCCGUCGUUUCGACGGCCCUCCAGGCCAACGCGCGCACCUUCUUCGCGUUCUCGCGAGACGAGGGUCUUCCCGACAAGGGUCUGUUCCAGCGCCUCGCGCCCAACAAGGUCCCGAUGUACGCCGUCUGGCUCGUCUGCUUCAUCUGCGCAUGCCUCGGGUGCCUCUCGUUCGCGAGCGACGUCGCGGUCAACGCCGUCUUCUCGCUCUGCGCCAUCGCCCUCGACACGUCGUACGCCGUCCCGAUCGCCUGCAAGCUCAUCUUCCGGAACCAUCCCGAGAUCGACUUCGAGCCGGGCCCGUUCAAGCUGCCCGGCAUCCUCGGCACCGUCAUCCCGUCCAUCGCCGUCGCGUGGACCGCCUUUACCGUCACGAUCCUCGCCUUCCCCGAGACGCUGCCCAUCACGGCCGAGUCCAUGAACUACUCGACUACGCUCCUCGGGUUCGUGAUCCUCAGCUCGCUCGUUUGGUUCGCCCUUGACGCCAAGAAGCGGUACAUCGGGCCACGCAUCAACAUGCACUAG